Sinocyclocheilus anshuiensis is the source of this 3582-nucleotide messenger RNA. RefSeq names its product endothelin-converting enzyme 2-like. Bases 307 to 2574 code for a protein of 755 amino acids. Gene Ontology annotation, molecular function: metalloendopeptidase activity. The transcript is spliced from 19 exons. Gene Ontology annotation, biological process: protein processing. The record is from RefSeq and is a predicted model, not a curated record. NCBI's taxonomy places the organism in Eukaryota, Metazoa, Chordata, Actinopteri, Cypriniformes, Cyprinidae. Gene Ontology annotation, cellular component: plasma membrane.
CUGACUGUGAUUUUCAAACUCCCCUGCUUGUGUUGUUUUUCUGUGCAUUCAUCUGCUCUCAUUCUUCCCUCCCGCCAGUCUGAAAGUGUUCUGCUCGCUGUUUAUGGUCUCUCUGUGACGGAGGUCACCACCACACAGAGAGAAGAGAAAAGGAAAUGGGAAGGCAGUGUCUUUCUUGUCUUUGUGGCAUGUGAGAAACGUACAGUACUUGUUCUUGGUUCUGUGUGAUACGGUGUGUUGAAUGAGGGAUUGAUUUAUUGUUUCAUUUGCUGUCCGGGUGCAAACACUGUUGCUGACUUAACGGAGAUGAUGUCUAAUUACAAGCGUGCGACGUUUGAGGAGGAGGACGGGACAGAUAUCCCUGCAGAUGGAGCCAUCUCUCCUGACAGUGUGGAGGUGGGAUUCCGUAAGGGUGGUAUUCAGCUGUUUGGUCCACUGGGCAGGAGGACUCAACUGGAAGUAGUGUUGGCCGGACUGCUUCUCGCUUCACUUCUAGCUCUGUUUGGCUGUGCGAUCACACUGGGAGUCCGCUAUAACAGAGAUCCCGCCCGUAGUAUCUGUCUAACAGAAGCGUGUGUAACUGUGGCCAGUAAGAUCGUGGAAGCUCUGGACCGCUCCACUGACCCAUGUCAGGAUUUUUACCAGUACGCCUGUGGAGGAUGGGUCCGCAAAAACCCCCUGCCAGAUGGUCGGUCCCGCUGGAGCACAUUUAACAGCAUCUGGGACCAGAACCAGGCUGUGCUCAAACACCUGCUGGAAAAUGGCACCUUUAACUCAAGCAGUGAAGCAGAGAGGAAGACGCAGUCCUACUACCUUUCCUGUCUUAAUGAACAGCGAAUAGAAGAGCUUGGAGCCCAACCACUCAUCGACUUGAUUGCAAAGAUAGGAGGCUGGAAUAUCACAGAGUCCUGGGACAAAGACAACUUUCUGGAUGUUUUAAAGAUAGUUUCUGGACCUUACAGAGCUCAGCCCUUCUUCACUGUCGGUGUCAGCGUUGAUCCCAAAAACUCCAACAGUAAUGUCAUUCAGGUUGACCAAUCAGGACUCUUCCUCCCAUCCCGAGAUUAUUACCUCAAUAAGACCAAUGAGAAGGUGUUGAAGGCUUACCUGGAUUACAUGGUCGAGUUGGGAUUGUUGUUGGGAGGAGACAAGAAUUCCACUCGAGUUCAGAUGCAGCAGAUUUUGGACUUCGAGACGGCACUGGCUAACAUCACAGUGCCUCAGGACGAGCGGCGGGACGAGGAGAAGAUCUACCACAAGAUAACCAUAGCUGAUCUGCAGGUGUUGGCUCCGGCAGUUGAAUGGUUGGAUUAUCUGAACUUCGUCCUGUCACCGCUGGAGCUGAACGACACUGAGCCUGUGGUGGUCUACGCUAAAGAAUACCUGCAACAAGUUUCGGAUCUCAUCAACAAGACGGACCACAGUCUUUUGAAUAAUUACAUGAUCUGGAAUCUGGUUCAGAAAGGAGCGUCCAGUCUGGACCAGCGCUUUGAGAACGCUCAGGAUAAGCUGCUGGAGAGCCUCUACGGCACUAAGAAGUCCUGUACUCCACGCUGGCAGACGUGCAUUGGAAAUGCAGAUGACACUCUGGGUUUUGCAUUGGGUGCUCUUUUCGUCAAAGCCACUUUCGACAAACAGAGCAAAGAAAUAGCGGAGGGGAUGAUAGAUGAAAUCCGCACAGCUUUCAAAGACGCGCUGGAUGAUUUGAACUGGAUGGAUGAACAGACCCGACAAGCUGCCAAGGACAAGGCGGAUGCCAUCUAUGACAUGAUCGGAUUUCCAGACUUCAUCCUGGACUCCAAAGAGCUUGAUGAUGUGUAUGAUGGGUAUGAGGUUACAGAAGAUAACUUCUUCCAGAAUAUGAUCAACUUCUAUAACUUCUCAGCACGAGUGAUGGCAGACCAGCUGCGCAAGCCGCCCAACAGAGACCAAUGGAGUAUGACUCCACCCACGGUGAACGCAUACUACAUGCCCACCAAGAACGGGAUUGUCUUCCCCGCCGGCAUCUUACAGGCCCCCUUCUACGCCCAGGAUCACCCCAAAGCUUUAAACUUUGGUGGCAUUGGAGUGGUGAUGGGACAUGAGUUAACACAUGCCUUCGAUGACCAAGGCAGAGAGUAUGACAAAGAUGGAAACCUUCGGCCGUGGUGGCAGAACUCCUCGGUGGACGCGUUUAAGAACCGCACCGAGUGCAUGAUCGAUCAGUACACUCAGUACACCAUCAACGGAGAGCACAUCAACGGCAAACAGACGCUGGGAGAAAACAUUGCAGACAACGGCGGCCUGAAAGCUGCCUAUCAUGCGUAUCGCUCAUGGGUGCAGAAGAAUGGUGAAGAGAAGAGACUCCCAGCUGUCAAUCUGACAAACGACCAGCUCUUCUUCGUAGGUUUUGCACAGGUGUGGUGUUCAGUCCGAACGCCAGAAAGCGCUCACGAGGGCCUGAUGACGGACCCUCACAGCCCUCCCAAAUACCGCGUAAUCGGCACUCUGUCCAACUCGCCCGACUUCACAGAGCACUUCCAGUGUCCGCUGGGCUCCCCCAUGAACUCAGGCCACCGCUGCGUGGUGUGGUAGGACCGUCACCCGCCAGACACAGACCAGCCUUUCUGGCUCUUUCUCAAGCACUCUUUUUUUAUUUGUGUGCUCAGAGUUAUUUGAGGAGUUGGGCUGAAAGCAGGAGGAGGAAGCGAGCAUCUGCCAACGUUGAUGUUGUCCAGUGUUUGGAUCGACCCAUAUCAAAUUCUUCUCCACCGCCACAUCAGACUCUCUUUAUUUAUUUGUUCACUGACCUUGGGGGACAUUAAGGGUCCCACCUUGAGGCGUCCCACGCUUACAUGUGUGUGUGUGUGUGUGCUUCAUACCUUGAUUUACAACAAGCCUGAUUCCUCGUCUUCUGAUCUGGAAGAUGUGAGCACUGUGAUGCUGCUGGGAACGCCUCUCCGUGACCUCACAGGAAAUGUUUGGAUCCAUCUGUGAUGACUUCACAGGAAGCUUCAUGUUCUCACAGUGACCUCACAGGAAGUGCUGAGCUACAUCUGUGACCCCCCACAGGAAGGAAGAGCUUUCAAGGAUGAAAGCCUAUUUCCCAAUUGGGAUUUCAAAGAAACGCUAUUAAACGACAGGGAGAGCCACUGUUUGUUCAUCCGUCCUGUGUAUCAUGAUUUGAUCUUGACAAAGUUGAAAUGAAAUGGUCAUUUUAAACUGCUCUUUGCCAAAGAACAAUUUUAGGUUUGUUCCUUGUGUAAGUGAACGUGGAAAUUCGCACUGCUUCGCCUUCAGUAACUUCAUAAUUCCACUGUGUUUUGUGAUGUUGACUUGCGUGUGAAGGAUGUAUUUCCGUCUCCAUGUCGUGCUGAACUUUGUCAGUUCUGCUGAAGUGCUGUCAUGUUACGUUCUGAAAACCACUAAAAGGGUGAAUCUCACCAAUGUUUGAGUCAUAUUUCACUCCAAAGUUAAUAGAUUAUUAUUAUUUGUGUAAAAUUUUUUAGAUUAGAUUCAAGUUUUUAGAACUAUUAAGAAUUUCCCCACACUAUUUCAUGACAAUUUAGCACAUUAUUCCACCAAAUUCAUUACAUUAUACAG